Molecule: messenger RNA, 1356 nt
Organism: Lentinula edodes (shiitake mushroom)
Lineage: Eukaryota; Fungi; Basidiomycota; Agaricomycetes; Agaricales; Omphalotaceae
Exons: 2
Coding region: 275-904 (209 amino acids)
Source: RefSeq, a predicted model, not a curated record
CCUUCCAGAAGCAUCCAGGAGACAGCUCGAGCUUGCAGCGGUCAAGUUGGAAAUUCUUGAAUGGCACACGCGGGUUCAAGCGAGCGCUUUAGCAUGCAGUGCCUUCGUAUUUUCAUGGUACAAGCUUUUUAUCCGCGGCUUCAGACUCUUGGUCCGGUUUGGGAGGUUUGUUGGGUUUGUGCUCGGAUGGAAUGACUCCGCCUCAUGGGUGAGGGUCGAGAAUCCGAACACGAAUGUCCUUGGCAGGGUCAACUCGUGUCGCUGUCUAUGUCCUAUGGGAAAUGAGCUCAAGGGAAAACCAUUCCAUUUACGACCAUAUGUGUCGUACCUGUUGACUAUCAUCAUCAUAAACGAUAGCAUCUACAACCGAUAUCGAGACCUAUCGCUUUCUUCAAUGUCCUCUGCUCAUAUUGCAUCCUCAUCUCCAGACACCAUCUUACUGGCAUAUUCCCACAUGCACAACUACCUUUCAAUCAUUCUUCCUGGUGCUAUAAUCCGCUUUAAGUCGAUGUUGUUCCGAACAUUCUUCAUCUGCGCCGCAGAGAUUUCUGUGCUGUCCCUUAUACUAUAUCUCAGCGGCCUCUGCACUCAUCGUUCAACGACGCAGUCCAGCAUCUCCGGGUCGAGUGCACUUUUCAGAAGCGAAAACAAUCCAUCAUUGCCUUCAACGGAACUGAUAACUACGUCGAGUCAGAACUCUGUAUCAUGCACCCUACGCACAGUAGUCCUACUUGGAAAGGACUCGGAGCCAGGUAUUCCGUUUGAAGAGGCGAAGUUGGCCCCGAAAUUUUCCUCCGACGGCCUUCCGAGGUAUACUAUGCAUGCCAGCUCAUAUGAACCGACAGAAGACAAGCAAUUUAUUCCUACUGGUACUACCUGCAUGUGCCUCGAACAACAUCUAUGAUCCAUUCUCUCUGUACUCUUUGUGUCCGCAUUCUGAGGCACCAUCAGUCAUAUGGCAAUGAGAGUAUUCGUCUAUAUUUGCUUCGGUUUUGGGAGUGUACUGUCCUAUCAUGUGUUCUAUUGUUCUGGGUUUUUUCGCAAGUAAUUCUGGAGUUAUGUAGGAUACGGUUGGAUAUCAGUUGGAUCUAUUACCACUUCAGCAGUGUCAAUGAUCAUCUUCGUAGGCUAUCUAAAUUAUCAUCCAGGUUAUUUGAGGCUAUUUGUUUAUUCUUCAACGAACUGUCCAUUGUUACUCUACCCUAGAACGGAACAAUGUAGAUUGAUACGAUUCCAAUUGAUUCGCAUUGAACAGUUGAGGAUUUCUCUGGCCAGGCUUGGAAGGAGAGAGCGAAAAAAUCUCGUGUCAAUUUUGAACUCUUGAGACUAUGUAAACAAUCGGGAAGGCGGCUCCGA